AUGUCAGAAUCAGAGACUUCGAAGUCAGCGGAGAAAGACACUAUCAUCGACCGCGUGACAGACCUUUUCAGCGAUGAAGUCGCCCAGAAGUUCCAAGGUAAGCUUUAAAAGAAACUUGAAGAAACUUUAACUAGUUUCAGCAGUCCCGUUUAAAAUUAAGCCCUAAGUUACUUCUGAAUGGCCAGCGACUUCCGACUUGUUUUCCUCAAACGUACGUUUGUUUACUUCGACCUCUCAAACAAGCGUAGUAACCUGUCUUUUUAAGAAUAGAUUUUAUCGUAAGACACUCUCUUUGUGCUUUGAGGAUAAUUUAAAAUGUCCAAAGAAUAGUCUUUAAGAUAUAGCUUGUUUGUUUUGAUAUUUGAAGUCCCAGCUCUAAGCUACACUGAAAUGUGUGUGAAAUUCCUCGCACUGCCUUAUUCCCGCAUUCCACCAGCUUUUCCUUUUUAAGACAUGAGUUAUAUAUGGCGGCAAAGUUUCCCUUCUUUAUUUCAUACCUAAACGAGGAAAUAACACACUUCGCAGCUAUUGCGGAUCUACUUAAGAAAGACGCAGAUCCAAACAUCUUUAAAAACCUUGGACUGAAAUACGGAUCAGCUGUGCGAUUUAAGAAAGAGUUCUCAAAUACAGUUGCAGUUCAUGAGCUCAAUUCCACUCCACGGCUAAAACCAACAAUGGGUGAAAUGUCUGGUUUUAAUCCAGAAAUGAAAAGUCUGUACCUGUCAAAGUAUGCUGAUCUUUUAUCGAUAUUUUAAGAUAGCUAAUUCUUAAUAUUCCUUAGAAUAAACUAUUUAUAAUUUAUUCAUACAAGAAUCCGACCUGUAAUUUGUUGCAUUGGACCAGACUGGACUUACAAUGUAUCUGUUCUGUAUUGGUUAUGGGGUGGCAUUUAUUUGAAAUUGCGAUUAACUAAAGACCGAGACUGAAAAAGAGAGAUUUAGGAUAUGAAACAGAAAUAAGUGUGAUUGAAUAAUAUUGUCAAAUACAAGGUGGUAAAUUUAUAUAUCAGAAAGCCCUCUUCAAAGUUUUUUGUGGCUUAUAACAAUUAUAAAUAAUAUUACUCCCAUAUGCUGGGGUUUUACUGAAGGAACAGAGGUUCAUGAGAUGGUGAAAUACAAUAACUUGAGUCUUUUUUAUGGUUAAUGUGAUCAGUAGCUUAAAAUCUUUGCCACGCAGACAUAGAAAAGUUGGCUUGCUUGCAACUCAACACUGGGGAGUAGGAAACUUUCCAAAAUUUAACACUCCAGAAAUGAAGGCUCAGUUGAAGAAGUUUGCCAUAGAUAUUGUGCCAGAAUGCUCAAUUCCAGAAAUUGAAUUUACUUGUGAGGGGAUAUGCCAACAUAUACAGAAUUAUUUCAAUGAGCAGUGUCGUUAUAGGAAACGUAAUGGACAACAGGUAUGGUUAUGGUCAUAUUUUCAUAUAUAUUAAUUUUUUUUUAAGGAAAAGAGGGUAAUAUAGGAUUUAGUUCAAUUUUUCCAGGCCCAGUUACAGAAUAUUACUUGCUCCACAAGUACAUUCAGGAGCAAUUCUUUUAGGUGGAUGGCCAGAGUACAGUAUACUCUGAACAGCUGUGAAAUUACUACUUUGCACAUCAAUCAUCUGCUGCUAAAUGGGUCCUCUUUAAUUAGCACCUUUGUUACUGUUUGCAACAGUUAGUGAUUUAUACAUACAUGAACACCAAAUUAUUUAACACCACAUUAUUUUAGAAGUGUUUGGGUUGCCUAUACUGCUAUACAGUGCACAUGGUCAUUGCGAGGUAUAUAUUUGCAUCUAAUCAUGAUUUAUUCUCUCUGAUUGGAAGGAUGGCCAAGUUUCUGAUGCUGAAAGUUUAAAGUCUGAGAGUUCAAAGUCUGACAUUGAAAGUUCACAGCCUGCAGAAAGCUGUUCAAAGGUUCUAUUUUUCAUUCAUUUUCUAAUUUUUUUUUUACUUUUUCCCCUUUUUUUCUGUGUUUGAAGCAGUCCUUAAGUCUGGUUCACCUAGUUAUGGGAAAUAUUGGAAAUUAAAAUUUCAUUUGAGGGACUUCAAAAGUCAUAGUAGCUUAGAUUUUUUAGUUAAUGGUUUAAAAAAAAUUGAGGACAUUUGUGUAAAGCAUCAAAACACUGUGGGUUGGUACUCCAGUGGGUCUGUAACAUCUUUAAAUUUUGAGAUUAAGGGUUUGAGUAAAAGUCAUGGACCCUUGUUUAGAUCAACCUCCAAAGCAAUUAUCCUUCAGAGAAACUAAAUGUGUUUAGUUGGUGUGAAUGCAGCAUUAGUAAGUUUUGUAGGAAUUCUGUUGCAGCUAGCCUGAAGAAGGUGGCAAUACAAAUUGGGUGUAACAUUUUAUUUCUUGUAGCCAGUAUCUCAAUAUGUGAAAAGAAAGACAUCUUCAACUUCAGGAAGUUGUGGUAAAAAAUUUAGAGCAACUUUGGAAGAAACACCACCUGAACAGGUAGGUGUUUCUCAACACAUGUUUAGUCCUUAUUAACCUGGAAUGCAUAUUCUCAACACUGUUCUCCAUACAUUUCCCAUGGUGCUGCUGAGGAAAAUUUGUUUAGCAAGACCUUUUACAACUUUCGAUCAUUCCCUUUUUUCCUCACAACUUUGAUGUUUGAUUCUCUGGAGAAAAGUUUUGGCCAUUUUCACUCCUAUGGGUUGAAGAGUUAAUAUUUCAGUCACACAUAUUGUAGCACCCUUUGACAAAGUGGUUUUUUAAUAAGUUCAAUGUCAAGGCCUCGUGUACUCAGCUGCAACAACGGUUAAGAAAAAAAUAUAGGUAGCAGACUCUAAUGAUAGCCCUGAUCACCUUACUUCAGUAUCAGUAUGUUAAGUUUCAAAAGUGGUUGAGCCAGAUCAGUUGCCAUGGUGAUUGAAACCAUAAAUGUCAUUGGUUGACAGUCACUGUUUCCAACAUGAUUGAGUACUCUAAUAACUCUAUUUUUAUUUAUUUACCGUUCUUAGGAUAGUGUUGCACAAAAUUUUUCAGACAGUGGAGAAUCAUUAUCAACUCUCUCUCCUUAUGAUAGUAGUGACUCCAUUGAGUCUCCGAGGACCCGUAUAUUUUGUAUUGCGGGAAGUCCUGCAUCAGAAGUUAAAGUCCCUUUCACAAUAGUGUCCUCACAAGUUGUGAUUAAAGUAGUUUUUGGAGAAGUUUUGACAAGGGAUGAAGCUGUUGGGAUUGUGAAAUCAAAGUUUUCUGUCAAACAAAAUAACUUGAAAAAUCUUACCCCUAGCCAAGUGAUGUCAGUUUUAGUUAAGAAACUUGAUAAGCACAAAUAUGUGACUCUUAAGGAAAAUGUGAGCUCUCUGUCUGAUGUUACUGUUCAUAAAAAAAUAGCUGUUUAA
Molecule: messenger RNA, 3323 nt
Organism: Pocillopora meandrina
Lineage: Eukaryota; Metazoa; Cnidaria; Anthozoa; Scleractinia; Pocilloporidae
Source: the annotation of a GenBank genome assembly